This is a messenger RNA of Amyelois transitella, 967 nucleotides long. RefSeq names its product protein SCO1 homolog, mitochondrial (gene Scox). The coding region runs from base 134 to 892 and encodes 252 amino acids. Gene Ontology annotation, biological process: intracellular copper ion homeostasis; mitochondrial respiratory chain complex IV assembly. Lineage: Eukaryota; Metazoa; Arthropoda; Insecta; Lepidoptera; Pyralidae. The transcript is spliced from 5 exons. Gene Ontology annotation, cellular component: mitochondrial inner membrane. The record is from RefSeq and is a predicted model, not a curated record. Gene Ontology annotation, molecular function: copper ion binding; copper chaperone activity.
GAUACGUCAAAAUAGCGUGAGAUUAUGAACAUUAUCAAUACAUUGGGAAAUAGUAAAAAUGAAAUAAAACUGAUAAACCGGCUUCUUCGAUAAUAAAUUUACUAUUGCAACUAAUAAUUCCUUUAACGUUAAAAUGAAUUCCAUUUUACGAAAUAGGGUUAAUGUUCUUAUAAGGGCGUUUUCGACAUCAACAAUAAGACAAUGUGCCGUGCCGCCUAAAAGACCGAAAAAGAAUUUUAUGGCUCCUGUAACGUGGAAAUCUCUCUCUGCAAUAGCAUUGGUAGGGAGUGGCCUCACUGGGUUCAUGAUGUACGUGCGAAAGGAAAAGCAGGAGGCUUUGGAUCGCGAGAGGAAGAGGCAGCUAGGGAAAGCUAAAAUAGGUGGAGAAUUUGAACUUGUGGACUCAGAGGGCAAAGUAGUAAAGAGCAAGGACUUCUUGGGCAAAUGGCUUCUAAUAUAUUUUGGGUUCACACACUGUCCUGAUAUAUGUCCAGACGAGUUGGAGAAAUUAGCUGAAGUUGUGAAUAUGCAUGACAACACACCCUCGGCACCGCCACUGCAGCCUCUCUUCAUAUCAGUAGACCCACAGAGAGACACUCCCGAAAUUGUUGGAAAAUACUGCAAAGAAUUCUCUCCAAGACUGCUGGGACUGACAGGGACGCAUGAUCAAGUGCAGAAAGCGUGUCGGUCAUACCGGGUGUACUUCAGCGCUGGACCAGAAGACGUUGAUAAUGAUUAUAUUGUCGACCACACAAUAAUCAUCUACUUGGUAGACCCAGACGGAGAGUUUGUGGACUAUUAUGGACAGAACAGGAACGCUAAGGAGAUCCAUGACUCCAUGCUGGUCAACAUACAGAAGUACCAGUCUGCGAAGAAGCCCAGCUGGUUUUGAGUGCAUUUCGUUAGUAUUAACCGUGUUAGUUUAGAUAAAACUUAUUUUUGUUUAAGUAAAUGAUUGUUAUUUUGA